This is a messenger RNA of Aspergillus sclerotioniger CBS 115572, 966 nucleotides long. RefSeq names its product hemolysin III family protein. The record is from RefSeq and is a predicted model, not a curated record. Gene Ontology annotation, molecular function: signaling receptor activity. Gene Ontology annotation, cellular component: membrane. The coding region runs from base 1 to 966 and encodes 321 amino acids. Lineage: Eukaryota; Fungi; Ascomycota; Eurotiomycetes; Eurotiales; Aspergillaceae. The transcript has a single exon.
AUGUCCACUCGCCAGCGUCACCCCACUCAAGGCCAUGGAAAGGACCUGGGCACCAGUCAGCCGGCUGCUGUGGCAGCUGCGGUGCUGGAGCAGCCCCCCAACGUCCUCAGAAAGCUUCUUCACUGGGACGACCUGCCGCAUUGGCAACGCGAUAACCGGCAUAUCCACACAGGGUAUCGGCCAGCCUCGUCGUCUUUCCUGGUCUCCUUGCAGUCCUUGACAUACCUUCACAAUGAAACGGUCAACAUCUAUACGCACCUGCUGCCGUCCCUGCUGGCCGUCCCGGCGGCUGGGCUCCUCUAUCGGGCACUAGCUCCGCGGUAUGAGAGUGCUACCCAGGCGGAUCUGGUUGCCUUUAGCUGCUUCUUCGCCGGGGCAGCGUUCUGUCUGGGCAUGUCGGCGACCUACCACACCAUCUCGAACCAUUCCCCUCUCGUGGCGCGCAUCGGAAACACGUUUGACUAUGUUGGUAUCGUAGGGCUUAUCGUGGGCAGCUUUGUCCCUAGUGUCUACUUUGGAUUCUACUGUAUGCCCGAUCUGCAACGGUUGUAUUGGACGAUGAUCUGCACCAUUGGUCUUGGCUGCAUCCUUGUUUCGAUCUUCCCUCAUUUCCGGACGCCUCGGUGGCGGCCAUUCCGUGCGGCCAUGUUUGUCGGCAUGGGUCUGUCAGCGGUGUUCCCCGUGAUCCACGGCUUACGCCUGUACGGCGUGGAGCAGAUGACACGCCAAAUCGGGCUCGGCUGGCUGCUCCUCCAAGGUUUUCUGUACAUAUUAGGAGCAACGAUUUAUGCGGCCCGGGUGCCGGAGCGGUUGCGACCAGGCCGCUUCGAUCUCUGGGGGAGCUCCCACCAGAUCUUUCAUGUGCUGGUGGUCUGCGCCGCCGUCGCUCAUCUGACCGGGUUGCUGGAAGCGUUUGAUUACAGACACAGCGGCACUGCAGACAGCUGUCGGGGCAGUGCGCAGUGA